AUGGCGCGAUUAUCGUGUACGAUAUGGGCAUUAAUACUCAACAGUUUAAGAAUAUCGAUUUUUCAAACGUGCUUUGCUGACGCUUUGGAAGACGAAUUUGGUUAUCCUCUGAUAUCAAGUCCACCAAUUACCACUUUCUUAUUUGCGACAAGUGUCUACGUUAUCGUCAUCAAUUCCACGAUUUUUCCACCAUCGUUCCGAGAACCGAAACCUGUUAUUAUGUGUUUGUAUGAGUUUCUAGUAACUGCGUUCUUCCUGGAAUUUGCAAUCGCAUGUAUAUGGGCACCAAUAGACGUAUUCGUCUUAAGCACACUACCAAAGAAAAUUUGUCCAAUACUCAGUCGGUUAAAAUUGGGAAAUGCAGUUGAAAUGCUCAUUACGAUCAAAUCACUUAUGCCGAUUCUCAUAAAUGGAAUAGCGACAAUGAUUUUUCUGAUUACUCUACACGUUACAAGAACUGUCGAUUUCAAAGAUUUAACGGAUAAUGGAGUGAUAUAUUUUCUGUCGCAUUCGGGAACAAAAUUUUGGCAACGUAUACGGAGCGAAGUUCCAGAAGUAAAGAACAGCAAGGAAAAUAAAUACAACAAUCGCAAAAAUGGCCGUAAAAAAAAUCGUGUAAACUAUCGCCAGAGGUAG
This is a messenger RNA of Temnothorax curvispinosus, 636 nucleotides long. RefSeq lists its product as uncharacterized. The coding region runs from base 1 to 636 and encodes 211 amino acids. The transcript is spliced from 4 exons. The record is from RefSeq and is a predicted model, not a curated record. Lineage: Eukaryota; Metazoa; Arthropoda; Insecta; Hymenoptera; Formicidae.